AGUGUUACUGUUAUAGCACUUGCAUAUUAUCGCUCAUUUAGAAGUUUUUGAAACUAAUAUGCUGGGUAGAAAGAGAAUUUUAGAUUCAAUUGUAAAAAAUGGCAAAAGUAUUCUUGCUAUUAGGUACAUGGGUACGUCUUCUGCUGCAGAAAAGCGUAUGCUGGAUCGAAUGUUACGGGUAGAUCAUGCAGGAGAGUUUGGGGCUACAAGGAUUUAUGCUGGCCAAUACGCGGCUCUUAAAGGAACUUCCGAAGCCGCCCUCAUUAAACAUAUGUGGGAUCAAGAGAAAGUUCAUCUUGAAACAUUUCAGAAAUUAAUACCUGAGUACAGGUCAAGACCGACAGUCUUAAUGCCAAUUUGGAAUGUAGCCGGAUUUUUGCUGGGGGCUGGAACGGCAAUGAUGGGAAAAGAAGCUGCAAUGGCUUGUACUGUUGCGGUGGAAACUGUCAUAGGAGAGCAUUACGAUGAUCAGAUUCGUAAAUUAAUGGAAACUGAUCCUAAAAAGUAUGAGGGGUUAAUGAAGACUUUAAGCAAAUUUCGAGAUGAAGAAAUGGAACACCAUGACACUGGACUUGAGCAUGAUGCAGAAAAAGCUCCAAUGUAUAAAGUACUGAAUACUUCAAUAAAAGCGGGUUGUAAAAUUGCAAUAUGGUUAUCAGAAAGGAUAUAA
Messenger RNA from Dimorphilus gyrociliatus, 670 nucleotides. The record is from the annotation of a GenBank genome assembly. Lineage: Eukaryota; Metazoa; Annelida; Polychaeta; Dinophilidae.